UACUGACGCUGGGAUGGCUGCUGCAUUCCCCACCUACGGAUCCUUCUGGCACUAAAGUAGGUAGCUUCAAAUUGGUAAACAGCAGCAAAGAGCGCUUCGUUGCUGAUGCCAUCUCACGGAUGCAAAUGACGGCCGCAGCUUUGAAAGAAGCGAUAUGCGCCGCAUCUCCAAUUGGUGAUCAUGCAGAAGCUAACGGCCUUUCUUCUGGUCAGAAACGAGGGCGGGAGGAAGGGGAGCUGGAGUCUACUGACGAUGCCACCACAGUGCGGUUGGGUGCAAUCAGGCCGGCGAAGAGAAGGCGAAGCGCUCCAGUUGAGAUAACAGGGUCAGGUCCAUUGGUUCAGGUCACAUAUGAGCGGUUGAGCAGGGAGAGCAAGGCGAAGUUGACGGAGCUGCUGAAGUAUUGGGCGCAGUGGCAUGCUCAAAAUCAGCCCCCCUCCAACACCGCAACCGAGAGCGGCACCGUCGUUUACUUUCCUCCUGACGACAGCAGCAACUCCUUUUUCUGGGUCGACAAGCCUCGUCUCCCCCAGGAGUCCCUUUCAGCUGAGCCAGAAGCCUUCAGAAAGGAGUUCAACAUCCAGUAUGAGCAAGAGAGUGAAGUGCCCCAAUACGACCGUGGAACAAACGCCCCCCUUGACUCAGAGAGCGAGCGGGAAAACGGGGCUGGGGAUGGCGUUUAUCUUUGGAUCGAGAAAGACGCCCCCAGGUGCUGGAACUGUGGGUCGUAUACGCACGCUGCGAGGGACUGUCCGAAACCAAGGGAUCAGCAAGCUUUUAAUGCUGCCAGAGACGAGUUUCAGGCCAUGAGGGGGAUCCGGCCGGGCGAGUCUUCUCAGCGGCGCUACUUUGAAGGGGGGCGGUACGAUGACCUCAAGCCAGGCCAGUUGACAGGCCCCCUCCGUGAGGCCUUGGGAAUUCAGCCGGACGACCCGCCUCCCUGGCUGCACAGGAUGAGAGAGCUCGGGUAUCCGCCCGCUUACCUGGCGACCGAGGACGGCUCUGAGUCGGCCUCAGGCAUCGAGGUCGUCGGCCUAGACGAGGGCGAAGAUCUGGGGGCUCCAGGAACCACCGCAGCUGAGCCGGCCCCUUCCGCUGACGUCAGCACAAACCGGGCUGCUGACGUCAGCGAGAAGCUGCCCCGGGAGCUCGUGGCUUUCCCGGGGGUCAACGCACCAAUCCCCGAGGGGGCGGAUCCGCGGAAGUGGGAAGACCGGCGGAGAGCAGUCCAACCUCCGGACUGGCAAGUCUUCAGAAGUUGGUCGGAGAUGGAUCGCGGGGGUUCCGGGGUUGUGGUCUCGGAGCACGUCACGCAGUCAACGAGCGUCACAGUGUUCGGCGGGGAGGGAGCGGCGAUGGCGAAUUACGGUUGGGACUACCGGGAGGGUUACGUGGCAAGCCCACCAGGGCGACAGGUGGCAGCUCCGGGUGCGCCGCUGGCGACGCGUUUCUCGGAGGCGAACGGACGGCCGGUGGAGAUUCCAGGUGGGCGGAGGCGGGCCAGCCGGUGGGAUGCGCACGAGGCGCAGCCGGCUGACGUCAGCAGAAGCUGGCCAGGGACGUCAGGGUUGGAAGGGAUCAUCGAGCAGCAGAGACGGGAGGAAAGAAGGGGGGUAGUUGAAUCGGCUGGUUACAUGGCAGGGGGAACGAAUGGGUUGGAAAAUGGGGGGGUACGCGAGGUGGGGGGAAGUGCGGAAGAGGCGGACAUGGACCUCGGGGCAGACGACUUUCCGCCGGGGUAUGCGAAUGAACAACAGUGGCGGGGCGGCCCUGCGUUUGCGUACCAGCAUGGAUCAGCGCCCCAAAGUGGAUCGGCAGCCCGCUAUGACCAGCCCCUGCCUCCCCCCUCCUACAGUCCUUCGCCUCCCCCCCCUCCUUCGUACACUCCAUCCCCACCCCCACCCCCGAAAUACAGUCCCCCCCCUCUUCCACCGGGCUAUGAAGCCCCUCGGGACGUGACUCCGCCCCCAUACCCGAGCUACGGGUCCCCUCAAGAAACCUUCUAUACGCCUCAGCAGCACUUUGUACCGGGGGUGCAGAAUCAGUGGCAAGCGUCUCAGCAAGCACGGCCGAGCGCGCCCGCCGCAGGGGCCUGGGGUCACACGUGGAGCGGCUUUUGGCCGUCCAAGAAGUAGGGUGCGUUGUUUCAGACAAGGUUCUCUGCAGACGACAGCUUGAUGGACAUCCUUUCCAGACUGACGUCACGAAUGCGGUUCUGUGAGGUGAUGGUCACCUCGUCCUAUUGGCAGUGGAA
Molecule: messenger RNA, 2254 nt
Organism: Klebsormidium nitens
Lineage: Eukaryota; Viridiplantae; Streptophyta; Klebsormidiophyceae; Klebsormidiales; Klebsormidiaceae
Source: the annotation of a GenBank genome assembly